AUGUCCCUGGGGUGUCGGCAAGUUGGCGUACUCGCCGUGCGACUGUUCUGCCGCCUCUACGGCCCAGGGGGCUUGUCGGCCUGGAUAGCCUCGUUUACCCUGCUCUCGCUCCUUUCUUCACGGUUUGGAUCCUGCGCGGUCGCAUCCUCGUCUGGCUCGAGUCCAAUUCUCGACAAUGGGCUCCAGCACGAGAUCCAAUGGGACCGUCACAGCAUCGUCAUCGGGGGCGACCGCCUGUUCUUGUUUGGAGGAGAGAUGCAUCCCUUCCGACUGCCGGUUCCCGAGCUGUGGGAGGGCAUUCUGCAGAAGAUCAAGGCCAUGGGACUGAGAAUGGUGUCCAUCUACAUACACUGGGGCUUCCAUGCGCCGGCUCCGGGCAAGGCCGUGCGGGAGGGCGAGAACGUGCUGCUCGUGGUACACGACGACACGGGCCACGACCAGCUGAACGCGGCGGUCAACCCCCGCAGGGCGCUCAACGCCACGCUGCUGGGGGGUGGUGCCGUCGCCGGCACGGCGGGCGGGUCGGCAGCCCCGGACCGGGCCGGGCUGGACCGGGUGCGGACGCGCUAUAACGAGGGCGGGCUGGCGGCGGAGCGGCUGGGCUGGCACCUGCGCGGGUUCAACGACUCGGCCUGGGAGACGGCCGAGGGCCCGUGGUUGGGUUCGAGGGCCCCGGCGUGCGCUUCUACCGCGGGUGGUUGCCGCUGGACGUGCCGCGGGGGAUCGACCUGUCCCUCGCGUUCCGCUUUAAAGCCGGCCGAGGAGGACGUCGAGAGGGGGACGCUGGAGUACACGGUGCUCCUCUUCCCCUCCAUCGCGUCCGAGGAUACCUUCCCCGUCCCGCCCGGGGUGCUGGACUACAGCGGCGACAAUCUGAUCGGCUUGGCCGUCUGGUCGCUGCAGGAGGAGGGAGCGCGGGUUGAUGUCGACGUUGUGGUCGGGUAUGUGGCGGACUCGUCGCUAGACGUGAAAUUCGACGGCAGCUAUCUGCGGCCGGGAUGGGAUCCGAGGAGGCUUUCCUCGUGUGACGGCGUACCAGUCAUUGUCUCCUGA
Thermothelomyces thermophilus ATCC 42464 is the source of this 1053-nucleotide messenger RNA. Its product is annotated as glycoside hydrolase family 35 protein. The transcript has 5 exons. NCBI's taxonomy places the organism in Eukaryota, Fungi, Ascomycota, Sordariomycetes, Sordariales, Chaetomiaceae. Gene Ontology annotation, cellular component: vacuole. Bases 1 to 1053 code for a protein of 350 amino acids. Gene Ontology annotation, molecular function: beta-galactosidase activity. The record is from RefSeq and is a predicted model, not a curated record. Gene Ontology annotation, biological process: carbohydrate metabolic process.